Rodentolepis nana is the source of this 2574-nucleotide messenger RNA. The record is from the annotation of a GenBank genome assembly. NCBI's taxonomy places the organism in Eukaryota, Metazoa, Platyhelminthes, Cestoda, Cyclophyllidea, Hymenolepididae.
AUGAGCGACCACGAAAAUACCGAUGCUUGGUCAUCAGAUGGUGAUAGUGCCUCUUCAGAGAGCUUUACCUCAUCUGAUUCCGAGUCACGAACAAACGGCGUCACUAAAAGUGUCCGUCAUCUUAAGCAUACUGGAGUACUGGAGGGAACUGAGUUAAUUGACCAUGCUAUUGAUAGAUGGACCACUUAUUCUCAAUUAUGCGAUCGUGGUAUUGCCUCUCUUCGUGAUACUAUGGUUGAUUCAUAUGUGAAAAAAGCCAUCGAGACGAAACCUUGUCAAAUUCCAAGUAGACAUGACUCUGCUGAGACUGUUAGCAAAUCCAUUACCCUGUCUGGUGAUUCGCCAUCGCUAUCUAAAUCCCUUCAUAGAAGUAAUCAGAAGUUAGCUGAGUUAAGAGCCUUUCGUAGGAUUGGUCGUCCCUCUAAACGAGCUGAAAAUGCGAAGCACGCAACCGCUACCUCACGGUUUGCAAUAUUCUCCUCAAAUUUGGCUCCAUGGAGACCUAUGGGUGCGUCAUCACAAAAGUGUCUUUAUCGAGAUCCUACAAUCUCCACAUGGGAGUAUAAGUGUUGUAAACCCUCAAUUCCUCUUCUUCCAUACUGUGCUGAGCAUUUGGUUUUGUCAGAAGAGCCGGCAGGCAAUCCGCCAGCUCAAUCCCAAUUACAGCACCAGAACCCGAUUACUCCCGGUUCUCCACCUUCCAUGGCCUUCUCAUUAUCCAAUCAACCAGAUAUCGAGAUAGCUGGUGAGGCAGGAGCCAAUAUUUCACAGCAGCAAGUCCUUCCUUCCCCAACAACGGUAACCUCGGACUCGGUUUCUUCUGAUCGAAAACUUGCACUCUCACCGGUUGGGAAGGGGAAGUUGGAAAGCGGCAAACCGCAGAAACCUACAUCUAAGAAGUCAACAUCGACUAAGUCCCGUUCUGGAGCUGAUGGAAACACGGGGCAAAAUGAAAUCCAGUUUGUACCACAGUAUCUUUUCCGCAAAUGUGGUGGUGGACCGAACAAUGACUGCUCUCAACCUGUGAUCAAUUGGACCGACUCUACUCGCUGUCACCUACACACCACCUUUUCUAAUCUUUUUCCUCUUCCACCUAAAAAGGAAGAGGAGGGCAUCCUCUUCUUAUGGAAGAUGCCAGACGGCUAUGCAGAUUCAGACGUCUUGAUUGUUUCGGCUUGCAGGACACCAAUCGGACGCUUCUGUGGUUGCUUGGCCAGUAUUGCUACCCAUGAACUUGGGGGAACCGUCAUCUCUGAAUGCAUCAAAAGGGCAUCCAAGCAAUUUGUCGAUCAAACAGAAGAAGAGGUCUUGAGUCAUGUUACUGAGGUCAUUAUGGGUCAAGUGUACACCGCAGGUGGUGGCCAGAAUCCAGCACGACAGGCCGCGAAAUCUGCAGUCUAUCAUUUUCCAUGUGAAUAUCUACCCAAAGACUCAAUCUUUUCCUUUGUUUCUCAGAAAGGCCUCUCCUACACAGUGCCCGCCUGGGGUCUCAAUAUGCUCUGUGCUUCGGGCAUGAAAGCGGUGUGCCAGUGCUUCCAGACCCUGCGUCUUGAGGGUGGUAUGGCAGUGGCCGGUGGUCAGGAGUCAAUGUCCCGCUGCCCACAUAUCACUCCCCCUGGCUGUUCACUUAGGCGUGGUGGUGGAGGUGGCAACGCCGAUGGGCUACCCAUCUUCGGCGACUUCAGACUCAUGGAUAGUCUCCUAAAUGAUGGCCUUGAGGACGCCUUCUACGGCAUUCACAUGGGUGUCACUGCCGAGAAUAUCGCUCAAAAAUUCCACAUCCGUCGAAUAGAUCAAGACGCUUUUGCUUAUGAGUCCCAGGCACGAUGCAAACAAGCCGUAGAAUUGGGCAAAUUCAAAUCCGAAAUCGCUCCUGUCUCCAUCACUAAAACCGACAAACGGGGAAUCCCAAUCGAACCAAUUAUAAUCUCCCUAGACGAACCCCCGCGACCACAAACCACAAUGGAGGCGCUGGCUAGACUGCCUCCGGCCUUCGCCAAUGGGCUGCCGCAAUCUCAGGAUGGGACUGUUACUGCUGGUAAUGCUAGUGCUCUUGCUGAUGGUGCUGCUGCUUUGCUACUCUGUCGAGGCGAUACUGCCAAGAACCUGGGUCUGCGCUGUCCGUUGGGCCGUAUCAUGGGCUGGCACCAAAGUGGUUGUGAACCCCUAGUAAUGGGCCUGGGACCAAUCGAUGCGGUGAAGGGUCUCAUGGAUAAGCUCUCUUGGUCAGUCGAGGACGUCAGUCUCUUUGAACUAAACGAAGCCUUUGCGGCUCAAUCACUAGCCGUUCUUAACGAAUUGGGUUUGCCAAAGGAUCGAACAAAUGUGAAUGGAGGAGCAAUCGCACUGGGUCACCCAAUCGGUUGUAGUGGGGCUCGUAUCCUUGUCACCCUAGUUCACAGUCUCCAUCGGCUAGCUCACAGUUCCUCAAAAAUCAUGGGAGUGGAUUCUAAAGAAACUCCUCUUCGUGGAAUUGCAGCUCUAUGUGUCGGUGGUGGGAUGGGUCUAGCGAUUGCCGUCGAGAUUUUACCCCAUUUAACCUCUUCUAAUUGUCCCCUUAUCAUGUCCACCUAG